Molecule: messenger RNA, 380 nt
Organism: Erigeron canadensis
Lineage: Eukaryota; Viridiplantae; Streptophyta; Magnoliopsida; Asterales; Asteraceae
Product: polcalcin Bet v 4-like
Exons: 1
Coding region: 29-277 (82 amino acids)
Molecular function (GO): enzyme regulator activity; calcium ion binding
Source: RefSeq, a predicted model, not a curated record
CAAUAUUCAUUUCUACCAUUAAACCACAAUGGCUGACGAGGACAAGACGGAGCGUGACCGGAUCUUCAACACGUUUGAUGCGAAUGGAGACGGAAAAAUCUCUGCGGAAGAGCUUGGAAAAUCGUUGAAGAUCCUUGGCUCGGUGUCACCCGAAGAAGUCCAAACCAUGAUGGAUGAACUCGAUACGGAUGGAGACGGGUACAUAUCUUACGAAGAGUUUACCGAAUUUUAUAAUGCAAACAGAGGCUUAAUGAAGGAUCUUGGCAAGAUCUUCUAAGCUUUUAUUACUAUAUCUUAUUUACGAUUACGACUUAUAGAUAUUGUUUUUGGCAAUGCCAUUCAUAAUUUAUCAUUUUCAGGUCGUAUUGAGUUUUGAAUUU